Triticum aestivum (bread wheat) is the source of this 2431-nucleotide messenger RNA. Its product is annotated as probable inactive receptor kinase At2g26730. NCBI's taxonomy places the organism in Eukaryota, Viridiplantae, Streptophyta, Magnoliopsida, Poales, Poaceae. Gene Ontology annotation, molecular function: ATP binding; protein kinase activity. Gene Ontology annotation, cellular component: plasma membrane. Gene Ontology annotation, biological process: protein phosphorylation. The coding region runs from base 240 to 2288 and encodes 682 amino acids. The record is from RefSeq and is a predicted model, not a curated record. The transcript has 3 exons.
CGAGAUCCGACGGUCAAGAUAAUCUCAAGAGGGAGUGGCCUGAGAGUGUUCCGUAUCCUGCGGGCUGAAGGGUUAGCCAUACAUAGGUCUGCUCUUUCUUCUACAGAUCCAUUCCAUGGCGAUCGGCGCGACCACUAACGAAAGAAGGCUCCAUUGACUCAGCUAUGUUACGGUGUCCAUUCUCCUCAAGUGGUCAAAUUGUCUUCCAACGUUGAAUAAGUUCCCUACUACUUCCAAAGAUGGAUCAUCCAGAAAAUAUAGUAACACAACUUAUCCAUGAAGAGCACAGAUCAAAAUGGAUAGCACGUAGCAAUCAUAAUGUGAAAUGUUUUACAGAAGAUGAGAUAAAAAGAUUUACUGACAACUAUAAGACUUUACUCGGUAGAGGUGCCUUUGGAGAAGUUUAUCAAGGAGUCCUUGAGGACAAAAGUAUGAUUGCAGUCAAGAGGUUUAUCUACAAUGUAAGAGAAAGUUUUGCCAAAGAGUUGAUCGUCCACCGUGAAAUCAAUCACAAGAACGUAGUCAGAUUAAUUGGCUAUUGUGUAGAUGAAAGUGCCCUAAUGGUGGUCACGGAGUAUAUUCCUAAAGGAAAUCUGAGUAACAUCCUUCACCAGGAUAGUAUUCCCAUCACUUUGGAUACACGGCUAAGAAUUGCAAUUGAAUGUGCAAAAGCAUUGGACUAUAUGCAUUCACAAAUGUAUACUCAGAUCAUUCAUGGUGAUAUCAAGCCUGCUAAUAUACUUCUGGAUGAUGGACUCGGUGCAAAAAUAUCAGACUUUGGAAUAUCAAGACUAAUCAACACUGAAAAUACUCUAUAUACUCUAAAUGUGAUAGGAAGUAUAGGCUACAUGGACCCUCUGUUUGCUCAGAGUGGCCGCCUCACAGCAAAGAGUGAUGUUUACAGUUUUGGAGUUGUGCUCCUGGAACUGAUAACCAGAAAAAAAGCAAGAACAGAGGAUGGGGAGAUUGGCUUGGUUGAAAGUUUUAGUCAAUCUCUUUCAAAAGGGAUUAGGAGGGUGAGGGAGAUGUUUGAUUCUGAAAUUGCAACAUCGAGCGACAUGAAGACUAUUGAAGAGAUUGCUAAGUUGGCAGGUAAAUGCUUGAAGAUGGAACUUACCAAACGUCCUCACAUGUUAGAAGUUGCAGAACGUCUUCGCAAACUUAAGAAAGCUGCACGUCAGGUACAAGAAAGACCAACUCUGUUUUCUUGGAUAUGGAAAAAUAAACAAGCUCCAGCCAAAACACCACCACUAGAAAGCAGCAGCAGUAGCCAAAACGCGAGAACUGUAGCUCCAGCUGAAAAGAUGCCAUCACAAGAAAGCAGUGGCAGUACCCCCAAAACGGGAAUUGUGGCUGCACUCAAAGCGGCACUAUCACAGGUAAGCCAUGAUAGUACACAAAAUGUGGGAACUUCUAUCAUUGGGUCGACAAUGACAGGCCAAUUGUUCGACCUGAAAGACCUGCUUGGGGCAUCGACUGAAGUUCUGGGCAAGGGUACAAUCGGGACAACAUACAGAGCAACACUAGAUAGUGGAUAUGAGCUGGUGGUCAAGAGGCUGAAAGAUGUGGACUUGGAGGAGGCGGUCUUUAAGCGGCUUGUUACGCUGUUUGGUGCCAUCCAGAACAAACACAUAGUGCCACUUCUAUGGUAUUACUGCAGCAAGGAUGAGAAGUUGCUAGUGCAUAAUGUAGUCCCCAUGGGUAGCCUAGCAAAAGUACUCCACGGCGACCAAGGUUCUGGCCCAGCUCAACUGGACUGGGAGCAGCGGUUGGCUAUCUCACUAGCUGCUGCGCGUGGUGUGCAGGCUAUCCACUUAGCUGGGCCAUCAAGCUGCCAUGGCAACAUCAAGUCUUCCAACAUCCUGCUCACCGGAACUCACAACGCAUGUGUGUCGGAGCAUGGCCUGAUAACACUUGGUAUUUAUUACAAUGCCUCCGGCUACUGUGCACCCGAGGUCACCCGCAAUAGGUGGGUCUCCCAGAAAUCUGACGUCUACAGCUUCGGCAUCCUAUUGCUGGAGCUUCUCACCCGCAAGUCUCCACUGAGGAAGAGAUUUCAGGAUGACAAGGGAGUAGAUUUGCCACGGUGGGUGUGUUCCAUUAUACCUGAGGAGUGGACGGCGGAGGUAUUCGACGUGGAGCUCCUAGCAUGGGGGCAGAAGGAUGGGAAAGAGGAGUGCAUGGUGCGACUUAUGCAGCUCGGGCUAAAGUGUUGCAGUCAAGAUGCUGACUCGAGGCCUACAAUGUCUGAUGUCGUGCAGCGGAUUGAGGAGAUCGGACAGUCCUAAUUGCUGACAAAGAACCUCACACAUCAUAGUGAGUGAAAGUUGCCGGGUCACAGUUGCAUUCAAAUGUCAUAUAUUUUCAGUACCACCUUUCAACUGGUUAUCCCAGAGAACGAUAAAUAAAUUUUGACGAUGAAGUUAUCUCA